UUUCAGAGAUUGAAGACCUGGACAUCUCCAAGGUCAUUUCCUUUUUUGUUUAACCAAGAGGUUGUACAGACUUUUCUGAGAGUUGGGAGCAGAGUGUGAUGCCAGGAGGGAAUGGAGUUGGCAGAUGGAAGCCAAAGGUAAUGGGGGCAUAAAAAGGGAACCCGCUCCAGAAUUGGGUUGUUGCCAUAAGACCAAGACCCUGGGGAGCACAAGGGGCUCCCUGUCCCCCAGCCUGGACUUCCAGCUCUGCCAAGGCAACCAGGUUUUCCCAGCCCGCAGGUCACUUCCAGAUACAGUGGAUGCCCAUGGCCUGUCCUGUGCCAGCUGGCUGUGCCCCUUGCCGUGGGCAUUGGCCAGGUCUGCCCUGCUGGCCUGUCCCCAGGGCCUGGACCUAUACCUGUGUGCCCUGCAGCCGGCACCCCUGGGCACAGCCCCACAAAGUCUCAAAGAGAACGCCUUGAGCACGAAGCACCAGUCACCAGGGCCACAUGCUGACUCUACCGAUGACCAGAAACUCACAGCUAAGUACCCUCAGAGCAGAGACAAGAUGGGAAGCCGACCAGAAAGAGAUGGCAAAGGGGCCUCCUGCCCAUCCUUCCCUCUUCACAACAGCUCUUCCCCAACUCCCUGGCAGAAUGGAGGGAGCCCCAGCCCCUUGGCUUUCUGCUCCUGCCGCCUGCUUGCUCCCAGCUCCAAAGAACUCCCAUUCCAUCUCCACCCUUUCUAUCCUGCAUACCCACUUCUCCUGCCUCCACCUUACCUGUUCACCUAUGGGGCCCUACCUUCUCUCCCAUUUCCUCCCUUCUUCAUGCUGCCCCAAGACACCUCCUAUCCCACCAUGGCUAUGCCCAGCUUGCUGAUGACUGUCAAUGACCCUGGGCCCCACAGUGCCCCUGGGGAGACCCUGCAUCCCUACCCAGGGACCUCCCAAGACCCUGGCCAAACUCAACCCUCCCAGACCAGGAAUCCAGGCCCUGGAGCUGCCAGGCCCUACUCCCCAGGGCUGGAGCGUGCUGGCGAGGUAGCUCCAGCAAAGCGGGCCCCACCGGGCUUCCGGGCGGGCACCACAGCCCUGCCUUACCCGCUGAAGAAAGAGAAUGGCAAAAUCUUGUACGAUUGCAAUGUGUGCGGCAAGAGCUUCGGUCAGCUCUCCAACCUCAAGGUCCAUCUGCGUGUGCACAGUGGGGAGCGCCCGUUCCAGUGUGCCCUGUGCCAGAAGAGCUUCACCCAGCUCGCCCACCUGCAGAAGCACCACCUGGUACAUACUGGGGAGCGGCCCCACAAGUGCCCGAUGUGCCACAAGCGGUUCAGCAGCUCCAGCAACCUCAAGACCCACCUGCGCCUGCACUCAGGGGCCCGGCCCUUCCAGUGCAGUGUCUGCCUGAGUCGCUUCACCCAGCACGUUCACCUGAAGCUGCACCAUCGGCUGCAUGCCCCACAGCCUUGUGGCCUAGCCCACACCCACCUGCCCCUGGAGUCUCUUGCCUGCCUUGCCCGAUGGCACCAGGGGGAACGAGAUCUUGUGGCAGCUCCAUCAGAGAGGCAGAUGGGCUGGGAUGUGGACAAGGUCAAGAUGACCUUGGCAUCGCAGAAAGCAAGGGCAACCAGCCUGACCAAUGGUGCCAGGACUUCCCUGGGGAGGGGGGAGGGGCAGAGCAAUUAAAGGAUUUUCUCUGAUGAGUCGAGGCCUCCUGAGCUUCAACAGUGGAGGAGGAAGCCACCAUGUAUCUGCCAGACCUCACACCCCACCUGGGAGCAGGUCAGGAGACAGCCAAGAAGAGCCUGUGCUGCCUGUGCAAGGGUGGGUGCCUGCAGCCAUCUACCUCUGAGGGCAUUGGGGUUCCACUUCCUGUCUGGGGCCUGUUGGGGACCAGGCCCUCCAUCUCAGCUCACCGAUGGACAGUCCAGCCCUCCAGGACUCUGCAAGGUGCAGACUGUGUUGCCAAGCACAGGGCACAAUGCCCUCUUUUCUGGACAGAUUUUCCAGCCCCUGUCCAGAUGUCUGUCUGCUGCUUCUCACCACCUGCUUGUCUCUCAGUUCCUAGGAGGCCCCUGUGCCCCCUCAGCUGGUAUUCUCUGCCAUGGUGGUGGUGGGGUGUUUGUGCUUAUUCUUCUGUACAUGCCAGGAUCUGAGCCCCCUGUCGGGGUGGAGGGGCAGGAAUGCAGGAUGUCAGUGUCCACUCAAGACCCAGAAGCAUGAUGUCCCCUGUGUUCCAGGACCAGUCACCAGAGAGGGCAAAAGGCUAAGGGAAAGGGGUGCCGAGCUCAGGGAAGGGGUAGAGGCCCUACAAGGACUACUACAAGGGCAGCGAAGAACUGGCAGAGAGGGCCUGGGGACCUGGGACCCUCCUGAUGACCUUUCUCCUUGCUGUCCCAGAGGAUCCCCUCAAGUGUGCAAGUGUUCCCCACCCCCACCCGAGAGUUAGAGAGGCAGCAUCAGGUGGGAAAGGACUCUGCUUGGGAGGCAAGAGGCCAGGGUUAAAAUCACAACAGCUGUUUUUGAAUAAUAGCCGGCUAACUGGCAGCAGGGGCGCAGUUCGCACCCGUGUGGAUUUCCGAGCGACUUCCCUACCCGCUGGGCGGGAUUCCCGCUCUGUCGUAAGCUCUCCAGGACCGAGAGAGAACUCCGAGGGAGCCCACCACGGCAGAGCAAUGGCAGGGUCGGCUGCGGCCCCCACAGAUAAUCAAAGUCCAGCUGCCAAGACCACCCAGUCACCCUUUUGGCCCCGGGCCAAUGCCAACCACUUGGGUCAGGCCCCGCCCAGUCGGCAAGACCACGCCCAUUCCCAUUGCCCCGCCCUUGUGUUCUAGCGCCCCCUCCUUCUGGUGGGGAAGACCUUCCACUCAGCCCCGCCUCCUGGCCCCCGCUCACCCCAGGUCCCUCGCUCCCCGCCCACAUAGUACAGGCCCAGCUUGGGUCAGGAGGUGGGGCUGGGGGAUACUUGCACCAGGUGGGCCCCAGGCACCUCUAGAAGGCCUAAAAAAGUAGCGCGGACAGGGCCGAGAGCAGGGCCUCCGAGAGGGGGCUCGGCGUAGCAGCCCGGGGACUGCGGCCCGGGUGGGGACAGCCCCUGGGACAUGGGCACCUCUGGGUAGGUCCUCCGCCCGCACAGACUGCGGGCGGGGCGGCUGUUUGCUCAGGGGGGCGGGCCGGAGGAGGCGUUUCUCCGCAAAUGAGCGGAUCCGGGUGGCCCCUGCUGCCCGGAGCGGUCAGGUGCCCCUGCAACCCCAAGCCCGGGGCCUUGCCCUCGCCAUGGCAGAGCGGCGCGGGGGCCUGGGGGCUCGCCUGGCCCGGCGCCUGGCCGGGCUAGGGGUCCGCAGGGAAAGCAGGGAGAAGCGGACCCCGAAGGAGGCCAGAGCCCCGGAUAGGUGAGGGGGAUAGGGGACGGCCACGCGGGGCGCCCCUGGGUCCUAUGGUGUGCGUGUGUUGUGGGGGGCGCCCAUGGGUCCUAUGGUGUGUGAGUGUGUGUGUGUGUAUGUACUCCCAAGCUGGGCCUGCACGAGAUGGGCCUGAAAGAGGGGCCUGGGAUGAGUGGGGCCAGAGAGUAGUCGAUGUUCAAAUAAGUGUGUACGAGUGUCUCUCUCGGGGCAUGAAAAUACACCUGUGGAUGUACCAUGAUGUUGGAUACGUGAAUGUGAAACGAUCUUUA
Molecule: messenger RNA, 3650 nt
Organism: Equus caballus (horse)
Lineage: Eukaryota; Metazoa; Chordata; Mammalia; Perissodactyla; Equidae
Source: RefSeq, a predicted model, not a curated record